This is a messenger RNA of Aspergillus ochraceoroseus IBT 24754, 860 nucleotides long. RefSeq lists its product as uncharacterized. The record is from RefSeq and is a predicted model, not a curated record. Bases 261 to 686 code for a protein of 141 amino acids. The transcript is spliced from 2 exons. Lineage: Eukaryota; Fungi; Ascomycota; Eurotiomycetes; Eurotiales; Aspergillaceae.
UCUCUAUUCUCCUAGUUAGACCUAAUUGAAUUCAUUUCGGUCAACUCUCUACCGUCAUAGUUUGACGACCUUCAUCAUAUAUUAAUAGCACUCAAAGCCUCCUUGCUACCUUGUUGGAUGUAAUGAGUAUACUAUAAUGUCUUACCGCUGACUGAAGCAUAAAGACCGAGUCCGCUGCUCAAUCAAAGGUCAGAGUUUUAUCCAUUCCUCAUCAUUCCUGUUUCGGAACUGGGCAUUACCAUACCUAGCUGAAUAUCGCCAUGUCGACAGUAAAUCUUGUCAAAUACUACUUCCACAAGACUAUGUACCCCCAGAGUGAGGAGCGACUGCGCAAAAUGAUUGCUCUGGCCUACCAAACGGCUAGGGACAGGAAGAUUUACCCAAAGGCAGUGUUUAUCAGGUCUGAAGUUCAUGACACCACGAGCAUCAAUGGCAAACGGCAGAAAGAUCCUCUAGGAGAUCAUGUUACCCUAUGUUACAAAGAUGAAGACCAACUUCGUCGUGGCACCCAUGUGGCUAGUCAUGGCUACGUGAAGGAUGGAUCUACCCUUGAAUUUGUCCAAGCAACACACCACGCCGAAAAGCCAGAUUCGACAAAGAAGCGAAAUCGUGAAGACGUGUGGCCAUCGGAGGAGAGCCUUGCAGUUGCGCCGGAGAUUGGAUACGGACACUUUCUCGAGGAAUAGCAAAGCCAAUAUGGGAUGUAUUAAAUCACGAACACAAUCAGAGGUGGAGUGGUGGCUAUUAUGUCGCCUGAGUACUCCCAUCACAAGCAACCCGACCACCAUCCCUUUCGCUGGGUGAUAGCGUUUAGGCGAGCUAGAUACCGGGUUAAUAGAUAGAAAGCAAAUAUAGUAUCA